GGUGGCGGCCAGCAGCAACUCCGGUCGCCCGUGGUAAAGCGCCCCUCAGCCGCCCGCGUCGCCCUCCAGGGCUGGCUGCACAAGCAGGGCAGCGAGGGGCUGAUGCUCUGGAAGAAACGCUGGUUCGUCCUGUCGGAGUACUGCCUCUUCUAUUACAAAGGUCCAGAAGAGGAGAAACUUCUGGGGUCGAUCUUGCUGCCGUCGUACAAGAUCUCGCCCUGCUCGCCCGAGGACCGUGUGUACCGCAAGUUCGCCUUCAAGGCAGAGCACACGAACAUGCGCACUUACCACUUUGCGGCUGAUACUCGAGAGCUGAUGGUGCAGUGGAUGAACGCCCUCAGCCUCGCGUCCAUCCUGCAGGAGGGCAGUAGUUGGAAUGAUCAUCGGUCCGGUCAUCCUAGUGUGUCUUCCAUAUCAUCCUUGCUAAAUCAAAGUGCUGACGACAGCGACUCGGGUUUCCAUGGUUACCAACAGCCGCAGUCCGUCACUACAGGUACGCCUUCCACAGUUCCUGCUUCCUCGGCCAGUAAACUCGGUGAUGAGCAGGCGGCAAAGAAGGAGGAUGCUGCACACCAACUGAACACUAGCCACGACUCAGUAUUCUCAAAUGGUUGGGGCGUUCAGAAGAAUGGUGCCGGUUUUCAUCAACCGCUGUACGCUAAUGCACCUCCGAAACCGAGGCGCCUCGCCGAGCACGAGGACUACGGUGCCUCAUCACCCGAACCGUCUUCUGACAGAUGGGCCGAAGAAUCGGCUGGGAAGAAGACACCGGACGGGAACAAGGGAUUUCUAGCUAGGAUUGCUCAGCCUCAGCAACCAAUGAGAAAUGAAUAUGGUUUUAUGGAUGUUCGCUACCAUUACCAUCAAGUGGAUGGACAGACUCCGGUACAUUCCUCGCAGAGGUCCCCUCAGCAGGAGCAACUGCAGAGGUUGCCACAGCAGAGCUCAGGAAGUCACGCUCAACUGAUGACCAACGUGGAAAGAAGGACUCCCGACACUUACGGUCGCUCAAAUUCAACAACGCCUGGACCCACUGGGCCAACUAUAGCAGUUGGUUUGAAAGGUGGGGAUUAUGAAGACGUAUACAACGCCACAGACGCCAUGAGGCAUAGUGGUAGCGAAGGUAGUUACGGAGAAGUGUACAGGAAGUCGUCAAGUCAGGUAGCGUAUAUUAAGGGAGCAGGAUCUGUAAUAUCAGUGCAUCACAAGCAGGAAAAUUUGGAACGAGCGCGUGGAGACAAUUACCAUCCGCCACAGGGCGGAGGUCAGUACGGACAUUCUGGCCAUCAACAGCAGAACUACGUAGCUCACAGGUACGCUUCAGCCGUGUCUUCGCAGCAUCCGGACGCGCGCGCGCCAGACACGUACCCCGCAACCACGCAGCAACAGCCGCCUCUUCCUCCUCAACACCAGGACCAAAGUGUUCGGACAGUGAGACGCAGAGACGCGCGGCCAAGCCAGUACCCACCUCGGCCUCACAGCGCCGACUUCCUGGACUAUGAUGCCAAGAGGAGUAAUCAGCAUUACGCAUGCCAAUCACAAUAUCACGGACAAGAAGCCGCUAGAAGUAGAGACUAUUUGCAACACGGUUGUGGUGACGGCAGAAUCUGUCAGGAAGAGCAUGCUCGUAGGGUAGCUCAAUUACCACGGCCGAAGUCAAGCCUAGAGAUGGUGCCUGCUCACGACCCUUCUGUCAGCGAUAACUAUUACUGGUCUGAGGAACAUUAUGCUCAAAAAAUGCGUCAGUCGGCCUCCUACGUCCAUCAGAUUUCUCCAGUGAUGCACGUAAGAAAUCAGUCUUCCUCUUCGAGGGCGACGACUCCUUCGAUACGGAUAAGUACUCCGUCGGGCUUGAUAAAUGUGGAUGGAGGGAUGAAAGGUGGUGCUCAAGUGAGGGGCGUUAGCUCGGGGGGGAGUGUAAACAGUGAGAGCGCCGGUGUAGUUCUGCGGCAUCCGAAGAGGACGGAAUUAAAGCCGAGCGACGCGGCAACAGCGCAGUCACCCUCGAGACAACACUAUCAGCAGAGGAGAUGGAGCGAGUACAGAGACCCUUGUUCAGACGGCCAGUUUACGAGAUCGGCCAGCGCAAGGUUACCUCGACAGCGAUACCAGGAUGACGAGAUCGAUUCCCAGUGCGAAGAGCAGCAGCGGAAAUGUACCUUAGAUGCUUGUGAGGGAGAGAAAAAAUUACAACAGCGGGAGGAAUCCAUGAAGCGUCUCCUGGAAUGGAAACAGCGGAUGCUGCAGUCUCCGUUGACUCGGAAACCUUCGGGUUCAUCAGCUCGGGGGACGGCACAAAAUGAAUUGUCUAAGUAUUACAAACAGCAAGUACUUCAAGAACUCGCGAGUCGAGAGGCUCGGAGCAGGGACCUCACGAGCGGUCAAGAUGGCCGUGUCGGCUCCAAGCGAAGAUCACAGCUGGACGAUACCGGCACGGUGCCAGGUCGAUCUGCACUCAGGAGCAGGAGUCAAGAUGGCCGCCGGUCUUCUACGUCCGUCAGCCGCUACAACAGCUACUCAUCUGAUGAUGAAGCCUCGGGGUCUGGUUCUGUGAUUGGGCGGGAUUCACUGCCGCCCAGGGCACUACAGCAGCAGAUUAAAGAUAUAUCGCCUCCCAUCAUCACCCUGACAACAGAGGAGAGGGUGCAGGAGGACGGCGCACCGAACGGUCAGGCCAAGAAGGCGAGUCCUCCGUCGGGUGGUGUGAACCACCCCGCUUUACCCAGCAGCCCACAGGACGGAGGAAACGUGGAGCCGUCCGACCCCAUCGAGAGACAGGGGAAGAGGAACCGGGGCGGUGGUGGUGGCAGCGGACCGUGGGGUAUGAAUGUCUCGGCAGGGGAGCUCUUGGGCAGAACCCAUGAGGAGCUCGUUCUGUUGCUGAUCCAGCUGAGACGCCAGAGUGCAGGAGUGUGUAAAGCCAUGGAGACGUGUCACGUUGAAAUUGAGGCCCAGGCUCGUCUCGCAGAACUGGAAAUACCCAAGAGACUGGAACACUUGCAGAAACUGGACGAGCUUAAGAGACACCUCCUUGACCUAGAGAAACAGUACGAGAAAGGCAAGCCGCUCGUGAACCUGGUGGACAACAUGGUAAAGCUGGGGUCUCUGUACCGUGGUUCUGGCGUGCCACUGCACCCUGGAGCGGCAGGCCCCGGUGAUGUUCACAGCGUUCGGGAAAGGCUGGUGUUCAACCAGAGAGUGCAGGAGCAGAGAUUGUUGGCCGAGGAGAGACGAGACUGGGACAGAGUGAGCCCUGAUCGUGGACAGCUGCAGGCCAAAGUUCAGGAGCUGUAUCGACUUGAUCGCCUCCUGCAAGAGGAAUCUGGCACGCUACAGAGUCUACAACAGGACAAGGAACUGUUGGAGAAGGCGCUGGGUGGUCUGAGGCACAAACUGCAAGGGAGUCGGACCAACCCCGCCGAGAUCGAGAGAUACCGCAAGCAGCAGCGCCUCCUUGAGAAGGAGCUCAGUCGCAUCAGAUUACUCCUAGCUCACAACUCCAAGAAACUGGAAGAGACGGUUGCGGAGAAUGCGAGGUUGGAGCAGGAGCUGGUAGUUCUGCGCCAGAAACUACAGGCUUCACGACGGGGCUCUCAGCAGCCCCAGCAGAGAUCCGCCGCGAGUCUGGUUCCCGACUCGGCUUCGGUGGGCGCGACGGCGGCUCUCGAGGCAGAAUUGCGUCGAGUGCAGCAGCUCAGUAGAUGUGCAGGUCCUAUACCUGGCAGAAAGCGUCACCACAGCACUUGGCUGGAGACGGAUCUCGAUUCACUGGUGUCGCUAGACCACGGCCUAGAUUCACCAGCUAGUCCACAACAUCAGACGUCACCACCCGGCAUCAAGAUUCAACCAGCUGCUGACGGCUCUUCCCAAGCCCCUUUAUAUGUCAACACUGACGCAAAUUCCAUGAGAAUAGGGAUGGGCCACAUUGAAUUUUUGAACUUAUGCAGUGUUUUGGUGAACAUUGCAGCUGCCAUCUUCAUGGCGAAUAUGUGUUGGUUGGGCAUUUUUUGGAAGCCUUAUAUAGGACAGGCAGUAGACAGUGAGUGGGAUAUGAUGGAUCUGGGAGAGUGGGCCUUUCCAGAACCAGAUGGCGGAGAAGAGGCGGGGCAGCCAUUGGCUCGGAGAACAAUCUCUGCAUGUUGUAGUUUGGAGGCCUGGCAGGUCUCAACACAGAUAGUUCUUGCUGCCUGCCAAGAUGGCAGUGAUGGACGUCUUGUGAGCCUGGAUGGAUGGUCUGACCAGAACAUCUACAGAGGUUCUGUUGCGGACAGCGAAGAUCUUGUCCCCCCUCCGCUCCCAGAACUGCCCCCAGACUAUCCACCCCCACCUCCCCCGCCGCCAUUGGAGGCAGACUUGAUGAAUGGUGGGAUUGGACAGCCGUACUGCACGCAGAUGGACAUCAGCGAGGCGGACGAUCGCAUGAAGAGGUUUUAUGUUGCCAAUGGUACAGCUGGCGGUAAGCGAGUCACCGUUGCAGAAGGUGGUGACAUCGGGAUCCCCCAGUACCCAGUAGAGAAACAGCAACUGGGUUGUGUAUUGGAAGAGGAUCCUCAGGACAAGCAGUUCCCAGAAGAAAUGAUGGCACCGGAAGAAGAUCCAAUGUUGAAACAGUUCCAGCGGUCCAUGUCCCUGCCAAGGGGGUUUGGCAAGCGAGAAAGAUUGGGUUACCAACAGCAGCAAGUAGUGCCUCCAUUUCCACCUCUUCGUGUACCGUCUCCUCGCAGCGACAGCGUCACUGUCCUCAGAAACCUCAUGAUAAGCCGUCAUCGAGUGCGGUUCGAAAGCUGCAGCGGUGGCAGCACCAGUAGUGCCGAGAGCACGGGCAGCCAGAGAGCCGCGAGCCCGAGCUCGAAUUCAAAUCGUCCGCUGACGGCUCGGGAGCAGCUCUUUGGGGGAAACCACGAUGACUCUCUGUCUCACCAUUAUGCCGUCACUAGUCCAGUGAGUUCUGAUGUCUCACCACAGUUAUCACCUGUAUUUAAGAGCGAGGCUGCUCGUGCUAUUGUCAUGGAGAUGUCUUCCCUGAGAGAUGCGUCAGGACACAAUGUGGACCACCAGCCACGCAGACGAGCUGUUCCCAAAGAGAAGCGCAGACAUCACACUGUGUCGAGUAGUCAACCUCUGCUUGACAUUGAAACCUCCGCAUCUCCAAUCAUGGGUUCAGCAAGGUCACGGGACGAUCUUGACAUGGAGCGAGCGUUGCGCCCUCGACUGAAUGCUCCCGAUGUUGUCAGGUCUACAAUGAGCCACAAAGACUUUAAGUACAACGAAAACACAAUCGACAGUAUUUUGGGGACUCCCAACAAAAUUGUUAUACCUGAACGAUACAUUCCAGAGCAGGCCCCUGAACUUUCUGCGGAAGAGCAGAUGCAUCGGCUUAAGAAAGCGGAAGCCAUUAGGAAGAUGCUGUCGGAAACAACUUCCAUUACAACUUCUGAUUCUAAAGAGAGAGAAGAGGAGGAACAAACAUCAACAUUGAAGAAGAAAGUUGCGGCAGAAAAGAAACAGAGAGAACAUCUGCUUCAGCUGAAUCAGAUCCUGGCCAAACAGGUGAUGGAGAAAAGCAAAAUGGUGGCUGUAAAAGCACUAGCAACGUUGCCGCUCAACACCGAGCCGAGUUUCGAUGAGGACGAUCUUUCUCCAAUUCAGCCGCUGCCUUUGUUUCAACAGCGUGAGAAUUAUUUCUCAUAGUGGAGCCAGCAUCCAGAACAC
Molecule: messenger RNA, 5712 nt
Organism: Zootermopsis nevadensis
Lineage: Eukaryota; Metazoa; Arthropoda; Insecta; Blattodea; Termopsidae
Source: RefSeq, a predicted model, not a curated record